Molecule: messenger RNA, 1866 nt
Organism: Papaver somniferum (opium poppy)
Lineage: Eukaryota; Viridiplantae; Streptophyta; Magnoliopsida; Ranunculales; Papaveraceae
Exons: 2
Coding region: 593-1486 (297 amino acids)
Source: RefSeq, a predicted model, not a curated record
UCAACAGCAAACUACAGCAUUCUCUCGUCAAAGAAAUUCUCAUUUCCGUAUUCACACAGCUGCUGUUGAAUUGAGGUAGUGGUGUUCUUCGAUACCUACAGUGAUUGGUGUUCGAGUUCAAGCAGAAGAUGGAGAAGAGUCCUGAAUUGUUCGGAUCUGUUCUCGGGGGUUAAGAAAAAUGCUAGAAUUCGAGGCGUCGAUUAACAAUGGUGGGAACCAGUGAAUGCAACAGAUCAGAUUUGGGGUUUUUUGGUUCUAGAAGGAAAUGAAGAGCAAGGAAAUCAUGAUUAGUUUGUUACUUUAUUUGGGUUUGAUAUGGUCUGAAGUAUGAGUUGAAUUGAAUUUCUCAAUUGAGAAAUCAAUAGCAACGAUGGGUUUAAUUGAUUCCAUCGCUUUGAGCUUUCCAACUAACUGAAUAAGAAAUCUGGUCAGUGAUUUCUGAAACUUGUUAUUACUGGAUUCUUUUUUUCUGUCAUUGUUCUUCUAUUUUGUUGAUCUGAAUCAAUAUAUCCUGUUUGAUAAUGUCGGAGUCUGAUUCGACUACGAACAUAAAGCUAUCUCAUGCCUCUCUUAAUGGUACCAACUAUGUAGCAUGGGCAAGAGCUGUGACUUUAUCUCUUGGUGGAAAAUCAAAACUUGUUACAUUAACGGCAAAAUUAGUCGGCCAAGUGAUGAUAAGAAAUUAGAAGAAUGGAUUUCUCAAGAUCAUCUUGUUAUGACUUGGCUUCUCAAUUCCAUGGAACCAACUAUUUCUAAUGUUUUUAAUUUCUCUGAGUCUUCAAAGGACAUGUGGGAUUCUGUAGCCGAGUUAUAUGGUAAUCAAAAUAAUGCCGCAAGGAUAUUCCAGCUGCAACAUGAAAUUGCAGCAGCAACUCAAGGAGAUAAACCCUUUAUUGAGCAUUAUGGUAACUUGAAACGAAUGUGGGAUGAACUAGCUAUUUAUCGACUACAUACUAUAGAUCCAAAAGUACUUCUUAAGCGCCCUGAAGAAGAUAAAAUUUUCUCAUUACUUCACAGCUUAAAGCCUGAAUAUAAAGCUCUUAAGAGUCAUGUAUUGAUGAACUCGACCGUUCCUUCACUUUCUAGCAUUUGUGCAACUAUUCAACGUGAAGAAAAUCGAAAAGAAGUCAUAGACUUCAAAAUUGCUCCUGUCAGAGAGGAAUCCAGUGCUCUUGCUGUUGAAAGAGGGAAGUCAUAUGGUAAUCGCAAUAAGGGUCAAGGGAAACGAGAAAUCUACCGCUGUGAUCAUUGCAAUAAAACCGGGCAUACAAAGGAUCGUUGUUGGCAGCUUCACCCGCACUUAAAGCCCAUGUUUGACAGCAAUAAAAAGAAAGAACAAAAGGAGCAAGCUGCUGUAGCUGAUACUUCUAUCACUUUAAGUCAGUUAAACCACAUUCUUCAACAAUAUAGUAAGUCAACAAAGAACUCAUCUGAAGACCCUUCUACUAAUGCUUCAGGAUCGAACGACGAAGAAAUUGAUUGGUGAAGGAAUAUAUUCGCAUGGGCUCUAUCUAUUUAAUCCCUGCAAUUUUGUUAACAAAACUUUGCAUAUUACCAGCUCAUUGGACAAUCAGAUUCUACAUUAUCGUUUGGGGCAUCCGUCUUCUCGUAUUUUGUCGAGUCUUUUUCCAUCUUUGUCAGGUGUAUCAACUGUUUGUGAUGCUUGUCAAUAUGCUAAACAAGCUUGCUUACCAUUUCCUAAAUCAACAUCUGUUUCUAGUGAGCCAUUUGCUUUAGUUCAUUCGGAUUUAUGGGGUGAUGCACCUAUUGAUUCCUAUGAUGGAUACAAGUAUUUCUUAGUAUUAAUUGAUGAUUUUUCUCGAGCAACUUGGUUAUACUUAUUGAAAUCAAAAACUGAAGUGUAUU